Callorhinchus milii (elephant shark) is the source of this 3386-nucleotide messenger RNA. RefSeq names its product synaptonemal complex protein 1 (gene sycp1). Gene Ontology annotation, biological process: meiotic DNA repair synthesis; lateral element assembly; synaptonemal complex assembly. Gene Ontology annotation, molecular function: double-stranded DNA binding. Gene Ontology annotation, cellular component: synaptonemal complex; transverse filament; central element. Bases 1 to 3378 code for a protein of 1125 amino acids. The transcript is spliced from 35 exons. NCBI's taxonomy places the organism in Eukaryota, Metazoa, Chordata, Chondrichthyes, Chimaeriformes, Callorhinchidae. The record is from RefSeq and is a predicted model, not a curated record.
AUGCUGAUGGAAGCUAAAAUGGUUGGAGAACGUGUGAAGGAAAAUCCUUUCAAACUGUAUGUUCCGCACCCGCUGAGCUGUGGCCCUGUAUCUGCAGUGAAACCAGUGGCAGAUGAUAGCUUUUUUAUGCAAAUGGAAGCUAAGAUGGUUGGAGAACGUGUGAAGGAAAAUCCUUUCAAACUGUAUGUUCCGCACCCGCUGAGCUGUGGCCCUGUAUCUGCAGUGAAACCAGUGGCAGAUGAUAGCUUUUUCAUGCAAACUUCUAAUGGUGGCCAUAAAGAUGAUUUAGACUUACACGUCUUAAUGACCAGUACACCAAAGUUUUCCAAAUCUGUAAAUCAAGAUUUUACAGAUUCUAUCUCACUAAAGCCACGGGUAAUUCAAGAAGUAGAAAAGGAGAAUUCUGAACAAAUAAGUCAGUUGUAUACAAAACUGUUCCAUGAGGCUGAAAAAAUCAAUAGGUGGAAACUAGCUAUGGAUAAUGAACUUUCGCAAAAAGAUAAGAAAUUGCAGGAAAAUAAACAUACUAUUGAAGUUCAGCGUAAAGCAAUACAAGAACAGCAGUUUGAAAAUGAAAAUCUGAGUAUCAGACUGGAAGAAGCAAUCAGUAAAAAUGAAGAAUCAACAAAAAAACAUAAUGCCACAAGAGAUUUGUUUUCUAUUGUGAAAGAAGCCUGUGCCAGAUUAUCUGAGAAGAUGAAAACAUAUGAAACAGAAAGAGAAGAAUCAAAAGGACUUUACGCUAAAAAUGCUGAAAAUAUUGAGAAAAUGGUAAUGGCCUUUGAAGAACUUCGUUUCCAGUCUGAAAAUGCAAAAAAAGAAAUUAUGUUUAAGUUAAAAGAAGAUUUGGAACAAAGAGAAAAGCUUAAAAAUGAGCAUCAACAUCAGCUGAAUGAUAGAGAAUGUAAGGUGGAACAGCUCCAGCAGGAAUAUAAACAAAAAGACAAUGAACUUCAAGAAACCUUAAUUCAUCUUCAAGAAUCUAAAAUCAGAUAUGAUCAACUGAAGGAAGAAACCAGGCAAUGUAAUGAAGAUCUACAAAAGUCACAAGUUAAAGUGCAACAUUUAACUGCAGAACUAGAGAAGACAGAUGAUUUACUGAAGAAAAAAGAGACCUCUGAAAAGUCACUUGAAGAAAAAUUUGAAAAUAUGAAGAACACCACAAGUCAGCUUACCAGAGAAAAUGAAAUCACAAUAGAAGAAUUUAAUAAAGUUAUAUUGAAAGAUGCAUUGACAAUUGCACAGCUUACAACUAAAACUGAACACUUGGAAGAAUUAUUUAGAACAGAACAAGAAAGAGCAAAAGAACUUCAAGAUGACUUACAAUGUGCUUCUACAGAGUUGGAAAAAAAGAAUAAUGCAUUAGGGCAGUUGGAGCAACUUAAAACUGAAAAUAAAGUGAAGAUUAGCCAGUUCAUGGAGGCUUUGGAAAACGCGUCAAAGGCUCAACUUGAAUGGGAAGAACAACUGCAGUACAAACAAACAGAAAAUGGGACAUUGUUGGAAGAGUUAAAAUCAGUACAGAAAACGCAAAGUGACCUAGAAGAUAAAGUAAAACUAUUGGCAGAUGAAAAGGCAGAACUUCAAAAAAAUGUGGAUGCAUUACUGAAAGAAGCUACAUAUUUAAAAGAAGCAGUUCAAAAUAAAGAGAAUGUAAUUGAUGAGAUUCAACGACAGAUACUCAGCGCACUUGAAAAAGAGGAAGAUGUUUUAGAGAAAAUAGACAACUUGAAGGUUGAGCUUAAAGAAGAAAGAGAAAAGCGUGAAGCACUCUCUUCAGAUUAUAAUAUUGCAUUGGAAGAGAAAGAAAUUAUUUUACACAAUAUCACUAAUGCUUCUGAGGAAAUUAAGAACCUCCAAAAGAAUCUUGAGGCCAUUAAACAAAAAGAAGCAGCAGCAAAGAAAACAAUACAAAUACUUAAAGAUCAAAAUGCUCUACAAAAUGACGAACUUUGCACCCUAAAGGAAACAUUAAAACAGCAAGAUGAAGUGACUGGAAGCAAACUUGAAGAACAAGAAGAAAGUUCCAAAAAUCUACAAAAUGAAUUUAAGAAGAAGGAACGAGCACUGAAGGCCAUGGAGAGCAAGCUGAAUACUUUGAAGAAACAAUUGGAAAAUAAGAACGAGUCUAUUGAAGUACUGCAAAAAGAGGGCAAAAGCUUGAAAAAGCAGAUAGUAAAAGAAACUAGCCAAUGCAGUGCUUACAAAACUGAGAUUGAACAAUUGAAACGUGAACUGAUAAAUCUCACCGUGAAACACAAGGAUUCCAUUCAAGACCUUCAAAACAAAAUCGAGGAGCAGAUGUACUGCAAUGAAAAAUUAAAUGAAGAGGUUCAAACUUUACAAUUAACAACAGAAGAAGCUAUUCAGGCACAGAAAAAGAAUGAUGUUGUGUGCCAGCAUAAGAUUUCCGAAAUUAUAACACUUAUGGAAAAGCACAAGCAUCAGUAUGAUAAAAUGGUGGUGGAAAAAGAUGCUGAAUUGAACUCCUGGAAGGAAAAUGAAUUAAAAAUCAACUCCCAUAAAAAAACUUUGGAAACUGAACUAUUGUCUGUCAGAGAUGAACUCUCAGGUGUAAAGCAGCAACUUAAAAAACUAACUCAGGAAAAGGAAACUCUUCUUAAACAAACUAAGACAAUGAAGGAUGUUAUCAAAUCUUUGAAAGAAGAAAUUAAGAAGAAAUCGGAGCCAAAUUCUUUAUUGAGGAACCCUAAUGAUGGCGUUUCACAAUCUGUUGUACUGGCAACUCCUAAAAGAAAAGAGAGUUUAUCCACUCCCUCCCUGUCAACAGAACAUAAGCAGAUAGAAAGAACUUCAACUAUUCAAAAAACACCUUCCUGCACUCCUACAAAAAGAUCUACAGGUGCCCCAAAUGAUCAGACACCUCCCAUCAUUGAAAAUACGACUAUAAAGCACACAAUGAGACCACCAAAUUUUGAGGUGAUGCACAAAAAGAGAAAAGUACCUUUAGACUUGUUUAUGGAUUCAGACAGCUCUGAACACAGUGAUAUUCUGACACCUCCCAGCACUGAAAAUAAGAUUAUAAAGGGCGCAAUGAAACCACCAAGUGGUGUGGUGAUGCACAGGAAGAAAAAAGUACUUUUAGACUUGGAUAUACAUUCAGACAGCUCUGAACACAGUGAUAUUCUGAGUAUGAUUCCAGAGGCUGAAAUGUUUAAAACAUUGUACAAGGGAAACUCACAAGCUGCUUUUCUCUUUGAAAAGACGGAACAAGAGUUUAAUAGCCCAGCAAAGCUCAAAUCCUGUGGCAGUGGCCUCAAACAAGCUACUAUUAAAAAGAUGCGAGAAGCUGGAUGGGCAAGUAUAACAAAGGACAGCAGNAAAAAGAGAAUGAAAGCAGCUGAGAAACUAUUUUGAAUUUUAGA